ACAUGAUUCCCAGGAUGUGUGCAAUGGCAUCAGCAAAGUGACUGUGAGGGCCCAUCAGGUGUCCCGAGUUUCACAGCAAGGCAGUAAUUAUACUUGACUUGAACUUUCUUCAGGUAACCCUAAUGCACCAAAAUGGUCGCUUCGCACUGGAGCAAAGCCCGAGACACUGCACACGCUCCAUCUGUUUAAUCAGAUUCCUUUAAUGAAUCCGCCUGCUGUGGCCCGAGAUCGUCUAAAUAAAGGUCAGGGGAUUACCUUGACGCAGUCGUUUCCACUGGCUCCUCCAGGGCCAUCCCUCUGCUCUCCCGCACGAUGCUUCAGUCUGCCACAUCGCCAAGCGUGGCAACUGUUCCCCCCAGAUAACUCGGAUACAUUCAAGCUGAGUUUGGUCGAUCUUUUCUCGCUUUACCUGAGCGAGGGGAUGCCCUGCCUGGAGUCCAUGGAGGCUGGCAGCGACGCUCCCGGGACACCUCGCGCCUCCGGGGCAGAGGAGUCCUUCCGCAGGGAAACUGUGACCGCGCCGCCGAUGGUGAGAAGCACGGGCUGGUUCUUCUCCCCGCAGUGGAGCCCCCGCUCCAAGACGCGCCGCAGGAGGUUCGGAGACGGCAUGAAAAGCGACCAGGUGGAGGCAUGGCUGGACGACCACUCCGACUUCACGAGGGCCUACUUUUUACGCAGAGCUUCCGCGGUCAGUGGUCCGCAGGCAGACACGUCUCCUCAGCUGGCCAGGAUGCCCAGAAGCAGCUCUGACAACUCUGACCUGCUCAUGAUGCAGGUUCAUCAUCAUCGCAGAGCCUCCGCUCCCAUGACCUCAAACCUGAACAUCUCCUCCUUAAUGGACAGGCUCAAGCCCCUCAGCAACCCUGAGCGGACGGAUCGCUCCAGUCCAGAUGUGUUGGGCACUCAUUCCCCCUGUUCUCUCCGCUCCUCACGCUUCUGUUUCUCCCCCUGCCAUCAGCUUUCUCCCAUCUGCCCUGGCUCCCCUGAAACGCCCCUCUCUCCUCAUCCUCUGCGCCUAUCUAUUACAAAGGCAGCCUGUGGCCAGGGAGAGUGCUGCCCAUGGAUGAUGGAGCUCCUGAGAGUAGGUCUCAGCUGGAUGGGCUCUGUUGCAGAGCUCUGCCAGGGGGCCGUCCUGCAUGCUGGGGAGCUGCUGGCAGCUGAGGGCAGCUGUCUCUCUCUGCUGAAGAAAGACUGCAGUGGAAGGAACACCUUGGAGGAGGUGACUGGCCUGAUGGCUUUGGGGUGCUUGAGCGAUGGCAACCUCUGCAGCCAUGCGCACCAAGAGCUGGUGAAGAGCAUCAUGGGUUGUGUCCUGGCUACAGGGUCACCAAUUAACCUGAGAGACAUAUCGGAGGAUCCCAGGUUCAAUGUAGAUGACGAUCAGUCGUCAAAGAUCAGGACAGUUCUGAGCAUCCCCAUCAAGAACCACAGGGGAGAGGUGGUGGGUAUAGUGGUAAUGAUUAACAAGAGAAAUGGCUGCGAUGGAUCAGUUUCUGUUUUUACCAACUUGGAUGAAAAGGUGCUGUCCAAUCACAUGGAUAUGCUGGGGAUGGUCCUGGAUAAUGUUCAGCUGUAUGAGAGCUCAAGACAAGAGGCCAAACGCAGUCAGGCCCUGAUAGAGAUGGCACAGGUGUUGUCAAUGGAGCACCAUUCUUUUGAGGUUCUGCUGAGUAAGAUGGCUGCCACCAUCAUGCCGUUCACACACGCACAGUACUGCACCAUCUUCGUCCCUGGUGACCAAACAUCAGCUGCGGGCGGAGGGGAGGUUUCAUUCUCCAGAGUGAUCCACCUGGAGUGUGAAGAGCUCGGGUCAACGUGUCAGAUUUACAGAAGGGAGCGUGACAUCAGCGAUAUCGACCCGUCAUAUGCCCUUCGAACCCUGGUCGCGAUGGAAACUCUUAAUAUGUCGGAGAGCUCUGGGGAAUCGAUGAGCCUGAUCUGCUGCCCUGUCAGAAAUGAGAGAUCUGAAGAUGUUAUCGCGGUGUGCCAGCUGAUGAACAAAAGGAGCAGAGAGUCAGAGGAAAUGGAAGCCUUUAACAGAUAUGAUGAGCGCCUCCUAGAGGACCUGGCUGUGUACUGCGGCCUGGCUCUGCAGUAUGCACAGGCUGUGCAGAUCACCGAGGAGCGGAGGGCCAGUAUAGAGGUCACGCAGGAGGUUCUUGCCUACCACAUCACGGCAGCAGAGCAGGAGAUCCAGGCACUGCAGGAGGCCACUAUUCCUUCUGCUGAGUCACUUUGUAUUCUAGACUUCAAUUUCUCUGAUUGUGGCCUCGCAGAAGACCUGACCAGUCAGGCCACCAUUCGGAUGUUCCUGGACCUGAAAUUGGUGCAGGAUUUUAACAUUGAUUACAAGAGUCUCUGCCAGUGGGUCCUGACAGUGAGGCGUGGCUACAGGAACAGUGUGCCUUAUCACAACUGGAACCAUGCGCUGAGCACUGCUCAAAGCAUGUUUGCUAUGCUCAUGGCCACCGACCAACUGCAGACCAUUUUCUCCCGUCUGGAGAUCUUGGCGUUGAUGAUCGCCACUCUGAGUCAUGACAUCGACCACAGAGGCGUCAGUAACUCUUACAUAGAAAGGAGCCAGCAGCCUUUAGCUCAGCUGUACGGACACUCGUCCCUUGAAAACCACCACUACAACCUGUGUCUCUUCAUCCUAAACAACACUGGGAGUCAGAUUCUCAGCGGCCUCUCUACGGAGGACCACAAAUCUGUACUGCACAUGAUCAAAAGGGCAAUACUCGCUACUGACCUGACCGUCUACAUGGAGAGAAGAAAAGAGUUCUUUUCUCUCUGUAAGAAAACCAGAGUGAGCUGGAAGAGUGAGAAGAAAAGAGAUUUACUGAGGUCGAUGCUGAUGACAGCGAGCGACCUCUCUGCGAUCACAAAGCCUUGGCCUGAACAACAAAGGAUUGCCAAUCUGGUUGCCAUGGAGUUCUUUGCACAGGGGGACAAAGAGAGAGAAGAGUUCAAAAUCAAGCCCAUUGACAUAAUGGACAGAAAAAACAGUACUCGACUACCAUACAUGCAAGUGGAAUACAUCGAUGACAUCUGUUACCCCCUUUACAAGGCUGUGUCAAGACUGUUUGACACCUGCUCCCCACUGCUGAACGGCUGUAAGAAGAACAGAGACAACUGGCUGCAUCUCACUAAGGAAGCAGAGGCAGUAAACAGUAAAAACAGUAGUAUUAUAACCCUGGCAAUACACAAAAACGAUGAAGAAGCAGUACAGACAGAGGAGUAGAGACUGGACGUAAGACAAGGACACAGCUUUGGAAUCAAAAAGGAGGUUUACCCACCUGCACUUGUUCUUCUCCAUCCACGCGUGUCACAUCAGAACUCUGACAACAAAAUGUGUUAAUGGGAGAUACAUCAGUCAGGACUAAUAAAGGCUGUGCUGCAUAUGUCUCCCAGCAUAUCCUGCAGCAAGUCCGAUGUGAAACCUGUCAACAAGUGGCAAAAAUGAAAUUACCAUGCUGUAUCUGCACUUUCUCUGUGCUCUUUGUACUAAA
This is a messenger RNA of Acanthopagrus latus (yellowfin seabream), 3509 nucleotides long. It is a transcript of the gene pde5aa, whose product is annotated as phosphodiesterase 5A, cGMP-specific, a. Gene Ontology annotation, biological process: signal transduction. The coding region runs from base 203 to 3241 and encodes 1012 amino acids. NCBI's taxonomy places the organism in Eukaryota, Metazoa, Chordata, Actinopteri, Spariformes, Sparidae. The transcript is spliced from 20 exons. Gene Ontology annotation, molecular function: protein binding; 3',5'-cyclic-GMP phosphodiesterase activity. The record is from RefSeq and is a predicted model, not a curated record.